UUAAACACAGCAAAAUCUGAUAAAUAUUAGGAAAAAAAAGAGUAUGGGUAAAGUGGAAUUACUCCCAAAGGAAUACGGAUACGUGAUUCUUGUUGUUGUUGCAUAUUGCUUUUUGAAUAUGUGGAUGACUAUCCAAGUAGGCAAAGCCAGAAAGAAGUAUAAGGUGUUCUAUCCCACCAUGUACGCAAUCGAAUCUGAGAACAAGGACGCGAAGCUCUUUAACUGUGUUCAGAGGGGGCACCAAAAUUCGUUGGAGCUGAUGCCGAUGGUGUUGGUUUUGUUGAUAUUGGGAGGGAUUCGGCAUCCUGUCAUUGCUGCAUCACUCGGAGCUGCAUAUACCGUUACGCGCUAUUUCUAUUUCACGGGCUACUCUACCGGUCACCCCAAGAAUCGCCUUACAAUCGGGAAUUACGGGUUCGUAGCCAUGGCUGGGCUUAUCGUCUGCACAAUAUCGUGUGGAGUGCAUAUGCUCAUCGCAUGACUUCUUGAUUUGUGUUACACUACUACUUAAGUUGUUGUAAACUUGUCAUUUGUGGUUAGUACCAUUUGCAACAUGCUUGACAAGGCUAUUUAACACUGCUUUUAA
Molecule: messenger RNA, 586 nt
Organism: Salvia splendens (bonfire salvia)
Lineage: Eukaryota; Viridiplantae; Streptophyta; Magnoliopsida; Lamiales; Lamiaceae
Product: microsomal glutathione S-transferase 3-like
Exons: 4
Coding region: 44-481 (145 amino acids)
Cellular component (GO): endoplasmic reticulum; membrane; nuclear envelope
Molecular function (GO): glutathione transferase activity; glutathione peroxidase activity
Source: RefSeq, a predicted model, not a curated record